Messenger RNA from Malania oleifera, 3526 nucleotides. RefSeq names its product phosphoenolpyruvate carboxylase-like. Bases 443 to 3331 code for a protein of 962 amino acids. The record is from RefSeq and is a predicted model, not a curated record. Gene Ontology annotation, molecular function: phosphoenolpyruvate carboxylase activity. Gene Ontology annotation, cellular component: apoplast; cytosol; chloroplast. Gene Ontology annotation, biological process: tricarboxylic acid cycle; carbon fixation; leaf development. Lineage: Eukaryota; Viridiplantae; Streptophyta; Magnoliopsida; Santalales; Ximeniaceae. The transcript is spliced from 11 exons.
AAAGUUUAGUAUUCGCCCAGGUGAGGUGAGGUGAGGUGUCGCGGCACGCCCUAUUAUAAAGUCCCCAGGCUCUUCCGAAUCUGAUCGAAAGCCCACAGCUCGAACGAGAAAGUGGGGAAUUUGAUACAGGAAGGGAGACCGUAGCUUGUCAAAUCAGAAACACUGUGAAGACCACCAUCGCCUCUCCCUCUCUGUUUUUCGUUUUCUCUCUCAAUCACACGUGAUGGUUCUUAACUUUCUUGUGUAGAGAUCACCAGUCUACCACCUCAAUCAGCUGGUUCAAUUCAAUUCAAGGUUUCUAUUUCGAGCCGUAAUUUCUGUUCAAGCAUCUGUUUUUCGGUUGAAAAUUGGAGGGUUUCACGUGCUUUCUCUCCGCUGCUUUGAGUGAUAAAUCACAGAGCGCGAGGCAGUUGAACAGAAGUGGAGCAGAGAAAGAGCAGAAAUGGCGGCAAGGAACUUAGAGAAGUUGGCCUCAAUCGAUGCACAAUUGAGGUUAUUGGUUCCGAAGAAGGUGUCUGAGGAUGACAAGCUGGUGGAGUAUGACGCUCUGUUGUUGGAUCGGUUCCUUGACAUUCUUCAGGAUUUGCAUGGAGAAAAUCUCAAAGAGACGGUUCAAGAUUGUUAUGAGCUUUCAGCAGAGUAUGAAGGGAAACACACCCCCAAAAAAUUGGAGGAGCUUGGCAGGGUGCUGACUAGUUUGGAUCCUGGGGAUUCCAUUGUGGUUGCUAAAUCUUUUUCCCACAUGCUUAACUUGGCCAACUUAGCUGAGGAAGUUCAGAUUGCUUACCGACGAAGAAUUAAGUUAAAGAAAGGGGAUUUCGCUGAUGAAAACUCUGCAACAACUGAAUCAGACAUAGAAGAGACCCUCAAGAGGCUUGUGGUGCAACUGAAGAAAUCCCCAGAAGAAGUUUUUGAUGCAUUGAAAAACCAAACAGUUGAUUUGGUUUUUACUGCACAUCCUACUCAAUCUGUUCGUAGAUCUCUGCUUCAAAAGCAUGCAAGGAUACGGAAUUGCCUGGCCCAGCUUUAUGCCAAGGACAUAACUCCUGAUGACAAGCAGGAACUUGAUGAGGCUCUACAGAGGGAGAUACAAGCUGCAUUUCGUACGGAUGAAAUCCGGAGGACUCCUCCUACUCCACAAGAUGAAAUGAGAGCAGGAAUGAGUUACUUUCAUGAGACAAUCUGGAAAGGCGUUCCAAAAUUUUUACGUCGUGUUGACACAGCUUUGAAAAACAUAGGAAUAAAUGAACGUGUUCCUUACAAUGCCCCUCUUAUUCAGUUCUCUUCUUGGAUGGGUGGGGAUCGUGAUGGAAACCCAAGGGUAACUCCUGAAGUCACAAGGGAUGUAUGCUUAUUGGCUAGAAUGAUGGCUGCUAACCUGUAUUUUUCCCAGAUUGAGGAUCUUAUGUUUGAGUUAUCAAUGUGGCGAUGCAGUGAUGAACUUCGUGCUCGUGCUGAUCAACUUCAUCGAUCAUCAAAGAGAGAUGCAAAACAUUACAUAGAGUUCUGGAAACAGAUUCCUCCAAAUGAGCCCUAUCGUGUUAUUCUUGGUGAUCUGAGGGACAAGCUGUAUCAUACACGUGAACGCUCUCGACAAUUAUUAUCUAGUGGGAACUCUGACAUUCCAGAGGAAGCAGCUUUCACCAAUGUUGAGCAGUUCCUGGAGCCUCUUGAACUUUGUUACAGAUCACUUUGCUCUUGCGGUGAUCGCCCAAUUGCUGAUGGAAGCCUUCUUGAUUUCUUACGUCAAGUUUCGACUUUUGGACUUGCGCUUGUUAGACUUGACAUCCGGCAAGAAUCAGACAGGCACACAGAUGUCAUAGAUGCUAUCACAAAGCACUUAGGCAUUGGAUCCUACAAAGAAUGGUCUGAGGAACGCAGACAAGAGUGGCUCUUAUGUGAACUCAGGGGUAAGCGUCCUCUUUUCGGCCCCGAUCUUCCCAAAACUGAAGAAAUUGCUGAUGUAUUGGACACAUUUCAUGUCAUUUCCGAGCUUCCCUCGGACAACUUUGGUGCCUACAUAAUCUCAAUGGCAACUGCCCCUUCUGAUGUACUUGCUGUUGAGUUGUUACAGCGAGAAUGCCAUGUGAAAAAGCCAUUAAGGGUCGUCCCAUUGUUUGAAAAGCUUGCUGACCUUGAGGCUGCUCCUGCUGCUGUUGCGCGUCUGUUCUCAAUAGAUUGGUAUAGGAACAGGAUUAAUGGGAAGCAAGAAGUCAUGAUUGGGUACUCUGAUUCUGGCAAGGAUGCUGGUCGUCUCUCUGCUGCUUGGCAGUUAUACAAGGCUCAAGAGGAGCUUGUAAAGGUGGCAAAGCGUUAUGGGGUGAAGCUUACAAUGUUCCACGGCCGAGGUGGGACAGUUGGAAGAGGAGGGGGUCCCACCCAUCUUGCUAUUUUGUCACAGCCAUCUGAUACGAUUCAUGGGUCUCUUCGUGUGACAGUUCAAGGUGAAGUAAUUGAACAGUCAUUUGGGGAGGAACACUUGUGUUUUAGAACACUCCAGCGUUUCACAGCAGCUACACUUGAGCAUGGAAUUCAUCCCCCAAUCUCACCAAAGCCAGAAUGGCGCUCACUCAUGGAUGAGAUGGCAAUCAUUGCUACUAAGGAAUACCGUUCCAUAGUUUUCCAGGAACCUCGUUUUGUUGAAUACUUCCGACUAGCAACACCAGAGCUGGAGUAUGGUCGGAUGAACAUUGGUAGCCGGCCAUCAAAAAGAAAGCCAAGUGGGGGCAUUGAAUCACUUCGUGCAAUCCCAUGGAUCUUUGCUUGGACACAGACAAGGUUUCAUCUCCCUGUCUGGCUCGGCUUUGGGGCAGCAUUUAAGCAUGUAAUUGAGAAGGAUCGAAGGAACCUCCAAAUGCUUCAAGAAAUGUAUAAUGGGUGGCCUUUCUUUAGGGUCACAAUCGACUUGGUUGAGAUGGUGUUUGCCAAAGGAAAUCCUGGAAUUGCUGCUUUGUACGACAAGCUCCUAGUUGUGGAAGAUCUCUUGCCAUUUGGAGAACUUUUGAGGGCCAAGUAUGAAGAAACAAAAUGUCACCUCCUCCAGAUUGCUGGGCACAAGGAUCUGCUUGAAGGAGACCCAUACUUGAAGCAACGACUCCGUCUUCGUGAUUCAUACAUCACCACACUUAAUGUCUGCCAGGCCUACACACUGAAGCGGAUCCGGGAUCCCAGCCUUUCUGUGAAGGUCGGGCCACAGGAGCAAAGGGAAUCGAGCAAUCCUGCUGCAGAACUAGUGAAACUCAACCCUACGAGUGAUUAUGCUCCUGGCCUCGAAGAUACCCUUAUUUUGACCAUGAAAGGUAUUGCUGCAGGCUUGCAAAACACUGGGUAAUGCAAAGUCAUUUGGUGUUGAAAACUCAUGAUGUUACAGUGUUGAUAAAUCACGGUCUACCUUCAGUUUUUAUGUAAGUAUGAUGCAGAAGCAUGCAGGAUGCUCGUCAGUGGUCUGAACUGUCAUCUAAUGUUCACCCAACUAGAUGUUGCUUUUAUUAUACGAAUAAAGUUCUUGUUUGUCCGAUGAAAAAAA